AUGUUAAAAUUGGAACCUGAUAGAAAAUCUCUGGGCAGAAAUAAAGUCAAUGUACUAAGUUCUAAGUUGGAGGUAAAUCCAAAUCACCAAGAACAUGAAAGACAUUUAUCAACGACUUUAAAAAUAACGGUUCCAUUAGGACCAGUUAUAAUAACGCUUUUACCACAUAUUGGAUUUUCGUUAGGAUUUGGAGUAUUACCAACUGAGCAACAUUAUCGAUAUGGCCUUGAUGAAAAUUGA
Messenger RNA from Funneliformis mosseae, 240 nucleotides. The record is from the annotation of a GenBank genome assembly. Lineage: Eukaryota; Fungi; Glomeromycota; Glomeromycetes; Glomerales; Glomeraceae.